CGCCUGGGCAGACCGCGAGCGACAGCGCCCCCGAGCAGCGCCCGCGCCCUCGGCGCUUUCUCCGCCCGGACUUCGAUCGAAAGACUCCCGCCCGCCACCCGGCCCUCGCCUCCCUGCCCACCGGGCCCACCGAGCCGCCACCCAGAGCCCACUACGCCCGGCCUGUCCGCUGCGCACCAGCUUGUUGGCGUCUUUGCCGCUGCGCUCGCCCCGGGCUACUCCUGCGCGCCACAAUGAGCUCCCGCAUCGCCAAGGCGCUCGCCGUCGCCGUCACCCUUCUCCACUUGACCAGGCUGGCGCUCUCCACCUGCCCCGCCGCCUGCCACUGCCCCCUGGAGGCGCCCAAGUGCGCGCCGGGAGUCGGGCUGGUCCGGGACGGCUGCGGCUGCUGUAAGGUCUGCGCCAAGCAGCUCAACGAGGACUGCAGCAAAACGCAGCCCUGUGACCACACCAAGGGGCUGGAAUGCAACUUCGGCGCCAGCUCCACCGCUCUGAAGGGGAUCUGCAGAGCUCAGUCAGAGGGCAGACCCUGUGAAUAUAACUCCAGAAUCUACCAGAACGGGGAAAGUUUCCAGCCCAACUGUAAACAUCAGUGCACAUGUAUUGAUGGCGCCGUGGGCUGCAUUCCUCUGUGUCCUCAAGAACUGUCUCUCCCCAACUUGGGCUGUCCCAAUCCCCGGCUGGUCAAAGUUACCGGGCAGUGCUGCGAGGAGUGGGUCUGUGACGAGGAUGGUGUCAAGGACCCCAUGGACGACCAGGACAGCCUCCUUGGCAAGGAGCUGGGAUUUGAUGCGUCCGAGGUGGAGUUGACGAGAAACAAUGAAUUGAUUGCAGUUGGAAAAGGCAACUCACUGAAGCGGCUCCCUGUUUUUGGAAUGGAGCCUCGCAUCCUAUACAACCCUUUACAUGGCCAGAAAUGUAUCGUUCAAACAACUUCAUGGUCCCAGUGCUCAAAGACCUGUGGAACUGGUAUCUCCACACGAGUUACCAAUGACAACCCGGAAUGCCGCCUGGUGAAAGAAACCCGGAUUUGCGAGGUGCGGCCUUGUGGACAGCCAGUGUACAGCAGCCUGAAAAAGGGCAAGAAAUGUAGCAAGACCAAGAAAUCCCCCGAAGCAGUCAGGUUUACUUACGCUGGAUGUUCGAGUGUGAAGAAACACCGGCCCAAGUACUGCGGUUCCUGCGUGGACGGCCGAUGCUGCACGCCCCAGAUGACCAGGACUGUGAAGAUGCGGUUCCGCUGUGAAGAUGGGGAGACAUUUUCCAAGAACGUCAUGAUGAUCCAGUCCUGCAAAUGCAACUACAACUGCCCACAUGCCAAUGAAGCCGUGUUUCCCUUCUACAGGCUGUUCAAUGACAUUCACAAAUUUAGGGACUAAAUGCUAUUUGGGUUUUCAGUGUGCACCUGGACAAACAAGGGAGAAGAGUGUCAGAAUCAGAAUCAUGGAGAUAAUGGGUGGGGGCGGUGUGGGUGAUGGGACACAUUGUAGAAGGGAUGCCUUGCUUAUUCUUGAGGAGCAUUAAGGUAUUUCGAAACUGCCAAGGGUGCUGGUGCAGAUGGACACUAAUGCAGCCACGAUUGGAGAAUACUUUGCUUCAUAGUAUUGGAGCACAUGUUACUGCUUCAUUUUGGAGCUUGUGGUGUUGAUGACUUUCUGUUUUCUGUUUGUAAAUUAUUUGCUAAGCAUAUUUUCUCUAGGCCUUUUUCCUUUUGGGGUUCUACAGUCGUAAAAGAGAUAAGAUUAGUUGGACAGUUUAAAGCUUUUAUUCGUCCUUUGACAAAAGUAAAUGGGAGGGCAUUCCAUCCCUUCCUGAAGGGGACACUCCAUGAGUGUCUGUGAGAGGCAGCUAACUGCACUCUAAACUGCAAACAGAAAUCAGGUGUUUCAAAACUGAAUGUUUUUAUUUAUCAAAAUGUAGCUUUUGGGGAGGGAGGGGAAAUGUAAUACUGGAAUAAUUUGUAAAUAAUUUUAAUUUUAUAUUCAGUGAAAAGAUUUUAUUUAUGGAAUUAACCAUUUAAUAAAGAAAUAUUUACCUAAUA
This is a messenger RNA of Cebus imitator (Panamanian white-faced capuchin), 2041 nucleotides long. It is a transcript of the gene CCN1, whose product is annotated as cellular communication network factor 1. Gene Ontology annotation, biological process: signal transduction. The record is from RefSeq and is a predicted model, not a curated record. Bases 234 to 1379 code for a protein of 381 amino acids. NCBI's taxonomy places the organism in Eukaryota, Metazoa, Chordata, Mammalia, Primates, Cebidae. Gene Ontology annotation, cellular component: extracellular region. The transcript has 5 exons. Gene Ontology annotation, molecular function: protein binding.